GUAACGUCCGAGUGUCAAAUCGAGACCAGCUCAAAGACACGGCUCUCGCGUUAUUAUUCUCUGAGCUGUAACCAAAGAGAAAAGGAGACAAAAUAAAAAGAAUCUCUUGAACUCUCGCCGGCUUCAAUGGAAGACUACUGCAGUCAAAGACCCUACGGAGGGAUGCAGAUCCAGCCUUACAACGGCGGUCCGGGAACCGGAGACUUCAGGAGCUAUAGCGCUUCUUACGGGACGGCGACGGAGAACAAUAUGUAUGAUGUGAAGAAGGGCAAAUCGGUUGGGAGGUCGAAGUCGUGGGGGAUAACUGACCCGGAGCUGAAGAGGAAGAAAAGGGUGGCGAGUUACAAGAUGUAUAGUGUUGAAGGCAAAGUCAAAGGCUCUUUUAGAAAAAGCUUCAGGUGGCUUAAGCAUAGGUACACACAGGUCGUCUAUGGCUGAUGGUGAUUUUCUUUCUUUCUUUUUUUCCUUCUUCUGAUCGCUUUGAGUUUUUCUUUUAUUUUGAUUUCCUCAAGUAACUAAUUAUGUUGUGUUCUCUUAGUAUAUCUCUAUGUGUUGCAUUCUUCAAUGUAAGUGUGAUUACCACAAAACUAUAUAUGAUUAUUAGUUUACAUA
Messenger RNA from Brassica napus (rape), 612 nucleotides. RefSeq lists its product as uncharacterized. Bases 127 to 438 code for a protein of 103 amino acids. NCBI's taxonomy places the organism in Eukaryota, Viridiplantae, Streptophyta, Magnoliopsida, Brassicales, Brassicaceae. The transcript has a single exon. The record is from RefSeq and is a predicted model, not a curated record.